Molecule: messenger RNA, 6863 nt
Organism: Leucoraja erinaceus (little skate)
Lineage: Eukaryota; Metazoa; Chordata; Chondrichthyes; Rajiformes; Rajidae
Gene: fgd6
Product: FYVE, RhoGEF and PH domain containing 6
Exons: 21
Coding region: 285-4502 (1405 amino acids)
Cellular component (GO): cytoplasm
Molecular function (GO): metal ion binding; guanyl-nucleotide exchange factor activity
Source: RefSeq, a predicted model, not a curated record
GGUUGGUUGGGCUGCAGAGGGCGCAGCGCGAGCGAGCGAGCUCGGGGCGAGCAGAGGCAGAGAGGAGAGAGGGAGAGGGAGAGGAGUCCGGACUGCGAUCACUUGGUUUAAUGUCCUCUCCUUCAAAAUUCAUCGUCGCCUCCCCUCUGCGCGGUUAACCGUGUUGCCGAGAGGGAUCGUGUGGUGAAAGAGGAGGCGCGGAUGAGUGGCAAGAAGCCGCCGGAGGACAUGGAGCGGUAGAGUGUGUGGGGGGGGGAGCGCCCCGGGCACGGCAGUCGUGCAGCAUGAGCGCAGAAAUAAAGAAGCCACUGGUGGCCCCUAAACCUCGAUUUGUUUUGGUUAAGAAGAAGCCGCCACCUCCAGUUGCUCCAAAACCAGAUAUCAUAAUUUUGGAUUCUUUAUCAGCGCACAAGGGAUUAAAGCCUGCUCUCGCACCAAAACCAGUACUGCCAAAAACUACACCUGUGGCUGAAGUGAAACCAACACCACUUCGAAAUUAUAAAUGCUACGGGGAAAUUAAAAAUGACCUGUGUGAAAAUGUGAAGUGUUCCGUUUCCCAAGAUGAUGGUGAUGGAAUGCAAAAGGGAGAUUAUGAUCAGUACAUCAUAUCAAACUGCUUAUGUAAAACUGAAUGUGAGCAUAAAUAUAUAAAUGGUGAAAAUAUUGACAAAAGCCAAACAGUCAUUGAACAUUUGGCUAAACUGAGACUUAUGGAACCUAACAAAAAAUAUGACCAAACAAAAUAUUCUCCGAGAGCAAAGCACAGGCCAGAGACCCAGUGCAGUGACAUAGUCAACAAACACCAGCUAAUUAGCAAAACUGAUUUCCGGGAACAGAAAUUUAAAGAUGUCUUAACUCAGGUUGUAACACCAAAUAAUUAUCUUCCCAGACAGAAGGAUGCACAUGGUGAUGGGAAUGUUAAACUGCUCAGUAGCAACAAUGAGCAAAGUGAACUCUUCAGUGCUGAUCAAAAUAUAAGUUCCAGAAGAAGCAUAGGAGAAGCCUUUACGGACAAUGACAAUGAUAUUACAAUUGCUGAUUAUCAUGUGGUGAUACAAAAUGGAAAGAAAUGCCAUUCUCCGGGAACUGACCACAAGGAGAGGGUGUAUAACAGCCAGCCGAAAGUUUCUAAAAUGGAUAAAUUGAUCUUUCAGGAUUCCAAUUCUUUAAUUCCAGCUCCAUCAUUCAGCUCAGUGCCUUGCACCAAACCAGUUCCUAUGCCAAAGCCAAAAAACGCACGCCUGGUUGGUCUUAUCAGGCAAAAAUGUAUUGAUGACUGUGUGGAAAAUGCUGUGGAUCCCAAAAUGACAUGCACGGAUACAUUUUCCGAAGCUCCAGAUGGAGCUCUUUUAGAUUGCAAGAAAUCAUUUGUUCCCUUGAAUACUUGCGUUGCCUCCAAAUAUAACAAUUCAAAUCAAACUGCUAAUGCAUCCUUUCAUGGGAAUAUUGACGAGUCUAGUCAGGUAAAAGAGUCUUGUGGUCAAAGUAGUCUUUCUUCCACCAAACCACUUCUGGGCUCUGUCUCUAAAGUCAGGCAAUCUUCAGAUUUACAAAAUAAAAGUAAAAUAGAACAAAUAAAGACAGACUUAGAAAAUGGCAACAGAACAUUACCAGCAGACACAAAGAGCAGCUUUAUUCGAAGUACUUCACUCUCUAUGAGCUUGCCAAAGUAUUUCAGUUUGUCAUGUGCUGAGAAAACGCCUGAGUCAAACAAUGAGACUGCUUCAAAUAUUAAAAAAGUAACUACCAGUGAAGAAAUAUCUAGAAUGAAAAUUUCUCCAAAGGCUGUUCCAAAAAAACCACAGCGUCACAGCCUACCAACAGCUGUUGUGAUUAGAAGAGAUGUAUCAACAGGUAGUCCUACAGAUUCAAGUGGAACAAUAGAAAAUAAUUCAAAAGAGGGACUUAACAGAUUAUUCAGCCGAGACUCGCAAAUGUCCAGUUAUGAGCAUGAAGCAAUUUGUCCAAAUGAGAAACCUGUAUGGAAACUUGCACAUCCCAUUUUGCCUUUUCCACAGUGUCCUACCACAGUGGCAGUAUCAAGUACUUCACAAAAAAAGGAAGCAUUUACUGCAAAGCCGAGAGCUAAAUCCUUCUCAUCUGCAGAUGCUGUAAAACAAGAGAAGUCUGCAAGAGUGUCUUCAAAGAAAAAUUCAUUUAAGAAGAUCCUUGGAAUUAAACUCUCUACAAAAAUGAAGAAUGACAUUCACAAAUUUCUGGCAAAAGGGAGCUGUUCACUGGACAGCAUGUCACCAGUACCUAAUUCUGAAAAGAAUAACCAAGAUGACCAUCAGUGCUUCCCAGGAUCUCAGAUGGAUGGUCGGAAAAACCCCCCCACAAAAGCACAUUCUGCUGAUUCCUGCCUUCCCACUGAAAAGAAAGGUCACAAACUUAAAAAUCGCUCAAAACUGUCAAAUGAUUUUACUGCACAGCAAGAGUCUUGUAUGGAGAUGCAAACAAAAUGCCCAGGGAAUUCUAAACAAUUAAAUAAAUCAUUGUUUCCUUCUUCUAAAUAUAAUAAUAUAAGCACAAACUUUGACUGGAAAAGUUCUUCAAGUGUUGAAGACUCUGAUACAUUCAUUUAUGAGAUAGAACCUUAUGCAGUUUCAAACUGCUAUCAGAAGUGCAGAGCAAGCCCAAAGAACCAAUGUAUCAGCCCAGGACAGGAACAGGACAACCUUUCUUCAGAAAUGGACAUCAACUCAGAGGAGGAAGAGAUCAUAUUUAGUUCUGAUGAAGAAGAUAAUAGUUCAGAUGCAAGCAAAGGAGAACUGGAUCAGCAAGACGAGAAGCAGAAUGACACAGGGGUGAAAACCAAGGUCUAUCACAUUGCCAGGGAAAUCAUGAGCUCGGAGAAAGUGUUUGUGGAUGUUUUGAAGCUUUUGCAUAUUGAUUUCCGGGAUUCAGUGAUCCAAGCAUCACGACAAUAUGGAAAACAAGUGAUUGAUGAUAAGACUUUGAACCAGAUCUUGUACUACCUGCCACAACUGUAUGAGCUGAACCGGGGGCUGCUGCGAGAACUAGAAGAGAGAAUGGCUCAUUGGGAUAAGUAUCAGAGAAUAGCUGAUAUCUUCAUGGAGAAAGGACCAUACCUAAAAAUGUAUUCAACCUACAUCAAAGAGUUUGACAAGAAUAUUUGUUUGUUGGAUGAACAGUGCAAGAAGAAUUCCACCUUUGCUGCAGUAGUCAGAGAAUUUGAGAUGAGCUCUCGCUGUGCAAACCUGGCACUCAAACAUUACUUGUUAAAACCUGUCCAAAGAAUUCCACAGUACAAGCUGCUUCUGACAGAUUAUGUAAAGAACCUGUCCAGGGAUUGUGCCGAUUUCAAAGACACCCAAGCUGCUCUCGCCAUUGUUGUGCAAGUAGCAAACCAUGCCAAUGACAUCAUGAAACAAGGGGAUAAUUUCCAGAAGUUGAUGCAAAUUCAGUAUAGCCUCAAUGGACAACAGGAGAUUGUUCAGCCUGGAAGGGUUUUCUUGAAGGAAGGAACCCUGAUGAAACUAUCCAGAAAGGUUAUGCAACCACGAAUGUUUUUUUUGCUGAAUGAUGUAUUACUAUACACUACACCAGUACAAUCUGUGACGUAUAAGCUUAACAACAUGUUGUCACUAGCAGGCAUGAAGGUCAGCAAACCAUCUCAAGAGGCCUACCAGAAUGAACUGAACAUAGAAAGUGUGGAACGAUCAUUCAUUCUGUCAGCAAGUUCAGCCGCAGAAAGGGAUGAAUGGUUAAAAGCUAUUUCGAAGGCCAUUGAGGAAUAUACGAAAAAAAGGAUAACAUUCACUGCCAGUAAAAGCCUUGAGGAAGAGCCAGAAAAUGCAGAAGCUAAUACACCUUUGGGCACUAAGGCACCUAUAUGGAUCCCUGACCCUCGCGCUACAAUGUGUAUGGUCUGCACGUGCGAUUUUACACUUACUUGGAGACGGCAUCAUUGUAGAGCAUGUGGAAAGAUUGUUUGUCAAGCCUGUUCUUCAAAUAAAUUUAAUCUGGACUACCUGAAAAACCGACCAGCCAGAGUCUGUGAUUACUGUUUUUCAGAACUGCAAAAGAGAGAAGUGCAAUCACCUGUUACAAAGACGAUGUCUCCAACUCACAAAUCCUCAAGUGCCCUCACCUCAGUGUUUCACAGCAUUCAGCAUUCUUCAGGACGGAAGCACAAAAAAAUUCCUGCAGCGCUGAAAGAAGUGUCAGCAAAUACUGGAGCUUCAUCUAUGAGUGGCUAUCUGUACAGGUCAAAAGGCAUUAAGAAACCCUGGAAACGGCUCUGGUUCGUCAUUCAGGAGAAGGUGUUAUACACUUAUGCUGCCAGUGAGGAUGUGGCCGCCUUGGAGAGCCAACCAUUGCUUGGAUUCACAGUUUCAGAAGUGCAAGAUGACCUUCCAGAACUCAAAGUGAUGUUUCAGUUGUUUCAUAAAAGAACGCUGUUCUAUGUGUUUAAAGCAGAUGAUCCCCACACUGCCAGAAGAUGGGUAGAAGUUUUCCAGGAAGCUACUGUACUAUAACAACAAAAUGGGUCCACGCUUGGUGGAAGGACUUCAAGAAAUAAUUUAGUGAAAACUACACUAAACUCAGGUGCUGGGAGUGUGGUGCUGACGUUUUAAAGGAAAGUGAAUAGAAUACUCAAACCCGCACUUAUUAGUAAAGAUUCAUCUCAGAUAGCAGAAUGAAUUGCAAAGAUUCUGCGUCAACCUCAAAAGCCCACACUCACUCUGUGCUCUUCAGUGUUCUGACCCAUAAGAAGAAACUUCAGCCACUGCAAUUUUCUACUGGAGAUCUGUAACAGACUAGGGAAUUUUCAAUAUUUUAUUGGUCUGGCUAUAUAUUUUGGAGAUAGAUCACCAAAACCUUUUAUUAUUAAGCCAUGAUAUGUUUCUGUGCUACAUUUGCAAAACAUGUCAAUGACUUUGAAAUCUAAAACCUUGAGAAUCAAAGAUCUGAUAUGCAGAUGAUGUAGCAAAUGGAAGUAUAAUUUGCUAUUCCUGAUGAUUUUGUGAGAUAAAUGAGUUCAUGGCAUGAUACUGGGAUUUGUAGAUCAGAAAGAUCAAGUUUGUUAAAUCUAGUUCAUCUGUGUUUAUGAUGACCAAGAUCAGUUCAGAUUCCCGUUACUGAACACUGCCAAUGCAUCUCAAAUGGAAAGUACAAAUGCAGGCAACAUUUAGCAUCCAAAGAUGCUAAAUAGAAACACUGAACUUAAUUAUGGUGCCUCAGACUUGAAAAAGACUGGAUUCCUACAGAAACGGGAAAAAAAGAAGAUAAUUUGGUGCCAGGUGUUAAUGACGCUGUAACCAAUGGGAGAUGGUGAUUGAAAGGAAAGAGGAGAAGCUGAGCAAAGAUGUUACCUGCUUGGCAUCAACACUAAUAUGGAGGCCCAGGACUGCUGGAAAUGUAAACACUAUUAGUAUGAGUUGAUGUCAUGUGUUAUCAAAAGUGAGACAUGAUUAUGAUUGUGUAGAUAGACACAACAAUCUGGAGUAACUCACCGGGUCAGGCAGCAUCUCUGGAGAAAAGGAAUAGGUGAAGUUUCGGGUCAAGACCCUUCUUCAGAUUGAAAUCAGUACAUGUUAACUCUUGUGAUUAUUAAAAUGUGCAUUUUAAGUCCAUCAAGAAGCUUGUUAAAAGCCACUCCAAUUUUGUUGUAUAUUUUAACUUUAUUCUAUUUUGCCUUAUUUAAUAUGGUGUAUGUAAAAUAUUUAAGGUAAAAUAGUUUGGUAAGGAUUUAUACAUGCUGGCAUGAGUUAGAUUUAUGUAUUUAUUUAACUGUAUUGUAUUGAGAAUCUGAUUCUUUGUGGAGCAAUGAUUAUAACACAUCAUACAGAAUUCAAAGUGCCAAUUUAUGUAAAAUACCCGUUAGAUUUUUCAACACUAUCUUUUUGUAAAUGUGUAGGAAGAUGAACACCAACAUUCUGGCUUAAGGGCUGGUGAAAUUCACCUUUUUAUGAAUGAAGGAAUUAACAAUUGAUACAUUUUCCAUUUUUAUAAACUCUAAAGCUGAAGCAAUUCAAGAAUUUCAUUGUCUUAUCAGGGACACAUGACAAUAAACUCACUUGAACUUGAACUCUAAAGUGCUAAUGGUGUAAUUCCUGACAGCAGAAAGCAGUACUUUAAAGCAAUACGAUUUGAAAUAGCUUCAUUGUUGAUGUACAAGUUUCUGCCUGUUCUGGGGGUUUGCAAGUUGGUGGCAAUUAUGCCCAAAUCACAAUGAUGCCCCAAACCCACUCUGAAAACUUGAGCACGGAAUUAGCCAGGCAAAUAACUAAAUGGUUUUUCUUCAAGGGAGAUCCUAUGAUUUGGUUGAGACAUUAAAUAGUUUUUUGAGGAAAUCGUUUUUUGAAGAAGGAUUGACCAAAAGCACACUCAAAAACAUUAACUGCUCAUCUCAUCUUAUUUCCAGUUUAUGGGAUCUUUUGUGAAUUCCAUCCAACCUGGGUAUCAGUAGCUAAGGAUUGAAUUUAGCACAAUACAAAUGAAGUUUUAAAAAUAAUAAUUCCAGGGUAUUUGCCUUAAUUACAUUGCUAAAAGCCCAUUCCAUGUUUUGAUCACAGUGUGAAGAAAAAUAUCAGUUAUACAUUUGAAUUGUAUUAGUUUGAGCCUAUGUCCAAUAAGAUCAGAAUUUAGAUGUAAUCUAUCUUUUCUACACUUAGUUUCUGAUUAUACCUCUGUGAUGUGCCUUGGACAUUUUUCUACAAUAAAGAUGCAAUGUAAAUACAAGCUGUUGUUUCAUCUCUUAAAACACUUGUGACAUCAAAUGUAGCAAUUAUGGUUGAAUUGGAUUUCCCUGCUGUUUGUGGAAAAUGUGUUAGAAGACUAAAACCACAGGUCUGACACUAAACUCAGUGAUCACACACCCUUCUGAAUGUUUUGGA